AUGUAACUGCACAACUGAAUCCCUACAGAAGCUAUGGACCGGACCGACAAGAGAAUCCGCUACUAUACGGUUCACCAGUAAUAUAUUUCAGGUCGCAAAACUGUAAAAGAACUGGGGAGCUCGACGACCGAGAGUCCGAGACUCUCUUUCUCCCCAUCUCUAUUUCUAUCUGAAUCACUCUCACUCUGGUUACAUUCAUUUCUAAGAAACUUGUUUUUUUCGAAUUCUUCGAUCCCUUGUUGCAUAUGGUUUUCGGGGAUCGAUCAUGGCGAACUAUCUAGCUCAGUUUCAGACAAUCAAGAACGCUUGUGAUCACCUGAUCAUUGCAGUUGAAGAUGUAAGUGACUUAUGGCCCAUUGUCAGAGCCGGAUUUGAAGAGCGAUUGCCACUCAAAAGAGCUUGUUUGAAUAACAAGACUCGUAAUUCUGUUUAUGUGGAACAACUGCCUGCUGAGUUCAUAUUAACAACAGACUCAAGGCUGCGCAGCCGUUAUCCACAGGAGCUGUCAGUAUUUUGGUUCCGAGAACCAUAUGCUACUGUGGUACUUGUUACUUGUGAGGACCUUGAUGAGUUCAGGACCAUAUUGAAACCACGUCUAAAACUAAUUGUUCAAAAUGAUGAGCGAGAGUGGUUUAUUGUAUUUGUGUCAAAAGCUCACCCCAGCAAUGACCAGGCCACCAAGUUAGCAAAAAAAAUAUAUGCCAAACUAGAAGUCGAUUUUAGUUCAAAGAAGAGAGAAAGGUGCUGCAAAUUUGAUAUGCAUGGGCCAGAGUCAAACUUUUGGGAAGAUUUGGAUUCUAAGAUUGUGGAGUCUAUAAGGAAUACAUUGGAUAGGCGUAUUCAAUUCUAUGAAGAUGAGAUUCGCAAGUUUAGUGAGCAGCGCCUCAUGCCAGUGUGGAACUUCUGCAAUUUCUUCAUUUUGAAGGAAAGCUUGGCUUUUAUGUUUGAGAUGGCUCAUCUUCAUGAAGAUUCUUUGCGUGAAUAUGAUGAACUAGAACUUUGCUAUUUAGAAACAGUCAAUACGACAUCUGCAAAACACAGGGAUUUUGGUGGAGUGGAUCAUGGUGAUGAUCAAGCAGCACUACUAAAGCCAGGAUAUAAACCACUGUCACAGAUCGCUCAGGAUGAUUCGUUUAGAGAGUUUGAAUUCAGGCAGUAUCUGUUUGCCUGUCAAGCUAAGCUAUUAUUCAAGUUAAAUCGUCCAGUUGAGGUUGCAUCAAGAGGUUAUUCAUUUGUAAUCAGCUUCUCCAAGGGAUUGGCACUGCACGAGAAUACUUUACCUUUUUGUAUGCGUGAAGUCUGGGUGAUAACUGCUUGCUUGGCGCUAAUCAAUGCCACCAUUUAUCAUUAUAAUGACGGAAUUGUGGCACCCGAUGUGGAAAAGGAGUUCUACAGGCUCCAGGGUGAUCUAUAUUCACUAUGCCGAAUUAAGUUUCUGAGGCUUGCAUAUCUAAUUGGAUAUGGAACAGAGAUAGAAAGAAGUCCUGUUAACAGUGCUGCACUGAGCAUGUUGCCUUGGCCCAAGCCAGCAGUUUGGCCUAUAGUUCCCCCUGAUGCUUCGUCUGAGGUCCUCACAAAAGAGAAGGCAAGCCAUUUAAUUUAUAUAUGUGGUCUAUGCUGACACAACUGAGGAAAGGGACAAAUCCAGAAUGUUUCCUUGUGGACCGCAUCCUUCCAGGAUGUAAAUUCCUUGUUUUUAAGUUGUGCUGAUCCAAAUCAUGAAUUGUGUGGUUACUAUUGAAUUGGUGGCAAGCGGAUUCAGAUACCCUACUAAGUCUUGGGCUUGAAUCUUACCAAUUCAAUCAUU
Messenger RNA from Macadamia integrifolia, 1807 nucleotides. RefSeq names its product trafficking protein particle complex II-specific subunit 130 homolog. Bases 266 to 1621 code for a protein of 451 amino acids. The record is from RefSeq and is a predicted model, not a curated record. NCBI's taxonomy places the organism in Eukaryota, Viridiplantae, Streptophyta, Magnoliopsida, Proteales, Proteaceae. Gene Ontology annotation, biological process: early endosome to Golgi transport; intra-Golgi vesicle-mediated transport. Gene Ontology annotation, cellular component: TRAPPII protein complex. The transcript is spliced from 10 exons.